AUGCUGGUGGUGGAGGUGGCGAACGGCCGCUCCCUGGUGUGGGGGGCCGAGGCGGUGCAGGCGCUGCGGGAGCGCCUGGGCGUGGGGGGCCGCACGGUGGGCGCCCUGCCCCGCGGGCCCCGCCAGAACUCGCGCCUGGGCCUCCCACUGCUGCUGAUGCCUGAGGAGGCGCGACUGCUGGCCGAGAUCGGCGCAGUGACCCUAGUCAGCGCCCCGCGCCCGGACCCCCGCCAACACAGCCUGGCACUGGCAUCCUUCAAGCGCCAGCAAGAGCAGGGUUUCCAGGAGCAAAGCGCUCUGGCAGCUGAGGUCCGAGAGACCCGUCGUCAGGAGCUCCUAGAGAAGAUUACAGAGGGCCAGGCUGCGAAGAAGCUAAAGCUGGAACAGGAAUCAGGGACCAGUGGGAGCCAGGAGGCCGGUGGGAAGCAAGCUGCCGAAGAGAAUGAGGCCAGUGCUGGCCAGGCUGCUGGAGAGCAUGAGGAAGCAUGCUCCUCUCCCCAGCCAGGGCCUUCAAAUGGAGUGGCCCCCUUACCGAGGUCUGCUCUGCUUAUCCAGUUGGCCACUGCUCGGCCGCGGCCCAUCAAGGCUAGGCCCCUGGACUGGCGUGUCCAGUCCAAAGACUGGCCCCAUGCUGGCCGCCCUGCCCACGAGCUUCGCUACAGCAUCUACAGAGACCUGUGGGAACGAGGCUUCUUCCUCAGUGCCGCUGGCAAGUUCGGGGGCGACUUCCUGGUCUAUCCUGGCGACCCGCUCCGUUUCCACGCUCACUACAUCGCCCAGUGCUGGGCUCCCGGGGAUCCCAUCCCACUCCAGGACCUGGUUUCGGCUGGCCGCUUGGGCACCAGUGUCAGAAAGACACUGCUGCUUUGCUCCCCGCAGCCCGAUGGUAAGGUGGUCUACACGUCCCUGCAGUGGGCCAGCCUGCAGUGA
Messenger RNA from Rangifer tarandus platyrhynchus (Svalbard reindeer), 930 nucleotides. NCBI's taxonomy places the organism in Eukaryota, Metazoa, Chordata, Mammalia, Artiodactyla, Cervidae. The record is from the annotation of a GenBank genome assembly.